Ostrinia furnacalis (Asian corn borer) is the source of this 2712-nucleotide messenger RNA. RefSeq names its product S-adenosylmethionine Synthetase (gene Sam-S). The record is from RefSeq and is a predicted model, not a curated record. Gene Ontology annotation, molecular function: ATP binding; methionine adenosyltransferase activity. Lineage: Eukaryota; Metazoa; Arthropoda; Insecta; Lepidoptera; Crambidae. The transcript has 12 exons. Gene Ontology annotation, biological process: S-adenosylmethionine biosynthetic process. The coding region runs from base 390 to 1604 and encodes 404 amino acids.
UCAAUUCUCAGUUUAUCCCGAGCAACAGCAACCGCUGAAUGUGCAGUGCAACUUUGAAAUCCUUUUCAUAAGUGCGGAACAGUGGACAUAAGUGAUAGUGAAAAUAUAGCUAGAUAACUUGAAUUAAUACUUAAUUUGAGUUAAAAACAGAAGCAUACGAGUGUGUAAAGGUACAACAAAAUCAAAACAUACGAUUUUGACCAAUAGCUGUGCUCGAAUUCGAUAGCGGCUGAAGUCAACCUCGCUUCCGAUUGGCUAAUAUCCACAGUUUUGCGACGUCUCUCCAACCUUAUAAAUAUCAGCGCAAACUCACGCCGGACCUCUUUUCCACAGUGUUAAUUCAGGGGGACUCUUACCGGGUUAUUUUAGUGAGCUAACUCUAAUUCAGAAUGCCGGAGACAUCAAAAAUGAAUGGAUAUGCUAAAACAAAUGGACACAGUUUUGACAUGGAAGAUGGAUCAGUGUUUCUGUUCACAUCUGAAUCAGUCGGCGAGGGACAUCCAGACAAAAUGUGCGAUCAAAUUAGUGAUGCUAUUCUCGACGCACAUCUGAGACAGGAUCCCGACGCUAAAGUUGCAUGCGAAACCGUCACAAAGACUGGCAUGGUCUUACUAUGCGGUGAAAUUACCUCAAAAGCCAAUGUUGACUACCAGAAGGUUGUGAGGGAUACAGUAAAGCACAUUGGAUAUGAUGACUCUUCUAAAGGGUUCGAUUACAAGACUUGCUGUGUGAUGCUUGCGCUGGCCCAACAGUCACCAAACAUUGCUGCAGGCGUGCAUGAGAACAGAAAUGAUGAAGAAGUAGGAGCUGGUGAUCAGGGUUUGAUGUUUGGCUAUGCCACUGAUGAAACAGAAGAAUGCAUGCCCCUGACAGUGGUCCUAGCACACAGACUAAACCAGAAAAUUGCUGAACUCAGGCGAAAUGGUGAAUUCUGGUGGGCCCGUCCAGACUCCAAGACUCAGGUGACAUGCGAAUAUAACUUUGUUGGUGGCGCCACCGUGCCACAAAGGGUACACACAGUUGUGGUUUCUCUUCAGCACUCUGAGAAGAUCACACUGGAGACAUUGCGCGAAGAAAUCAAAGAAAAAGUAAUCAAGGAGGUGAUUCCCGCACAGUAUCUGGAUGACAAAACUGUGAUCCACAUCAAUCCAUGUGGACUCUUCAUUAUUGGUGGACCUCAGUCCGACGCGGGCCUGACAGGCCGCAAGAUCAUCGUCGACACAUAUGGCGGGUGGGGCGCGCACGGCGGUGGCGCCUUCUCGGGCAAAGACUUCACGAAGGUGGACCGCUCCGCCGCCUACGCCGCGCGCUGGGUCGCCAAGUCGCUCGUCAAGGCCGGCCUCUGCCGUCGCUGCAUGGUUCAGGUGUCAUACGCUAUCGGCGUCGCCGAGCCGCUGUCGAUCUCCGUGUUCGACUACGGCACAUCCCACAAGAGGCAGAAAGAGCUCCUCGCCAUCGUAAAGAAGAACUUCGACCUGCGGCCGGGCAAAAUCGUCAAGGAACUGAAUCUGCGAGCGCCCAUCUAUCAGAAGACGAGUACAUACGGCCACUUCGGGCGCGAGGGCUUCCCAUGGGAGAACCCCAAGCCGCUGGUCGUAGAAUGACUUCGGACUUCGUAUACUUAGAACAUUGUAAAUAUUCCACCAGUAUGUUAUAAAUAAUACACUUAAUCUACGUGUGUCUUUGUAGCGAGGGCGCGAGAUGUUGUCGCUGACUGUACACGAUAAAUGUUUUCGCCGCGCGAAUCUCGCCCGUGGAACUGCCGCGUCUCGCCUCCACAUGACAUUCGCCCGGUUGCAUCCGCGAGAUUCACCGUAAUCGUUAAGUAUUCACUAGUUUAGACACGUAGGUUUAACACGGUGCCGUCAUUUCUGAAUUUGAGUUAGUUCAGGGGUUCAAACGGCAGUCCGAUCGUUCGAGAGCACCAUUUUAAGCGAUGAAUUUUGUGAUUUUAUUACACUGCCUGUACAAUUUUAUUUUUUUAAACCUGUAUGAAUUUUUAUCCAGUGAGCUAGAUUGCAAUUAUGUUGAAAGUUCUAUUUUACGCGAAUCACUUAAACGAUGGACUGUCCUCAAUCUCGAAAUGUUCUUUGAGCUUUAUGAUGUAAGUGCUAUGAUUUGCGGUAGAGUAGACUACUUCCUCGGUCGCGUCACAGUGCAGCGAGCGCGCGCGGCGGCGGCCGGCUGCCGCGUGCAGUGCUGGUCACUGCGUGUGUGCAGUGCUGAACAUUACAGCGCUGCAUACUGCACACUGUCACUGUGCAGCGUCGCCGCGCGUCCUCGCUCACUGCAAAUGUGCGGCGCGCAGGGGCGGGGCUUAAAUGAUUUUGCUUCCUAUUUUAGUUGUGAUGAUAAGUGUCAGUUAACUGCCUCGUACGAUGUAAAAUAAUGCGUUAGUAAAUUUAUCUCCACCGCGCCCCCCGCGCGUCUCGAUUUGUGUUGUGUUUCUGAAAAGGAAGCCAGUGGAAAAGAGCCAUUUUGAAAACACACCGACCCGUCCGCGGGAGUAGUGCACUGUGCAUUUAAUCCGUUUUAAUGAUACUGUAAUUCCGCCGGUAGGUUUAACGCUAACCGUACGUUAUGACAUUAGGAAUUAACUUAGAGUUUUAUCUAUUUGUAAGGCGGUCAUUGAGUACUUUGUGAUUAUAUUUUUCGAUCUGUUUCAAUUUCGACCUGUUAAAAGUUUCUAAUUGACUUCUGUGGAUUUAUCGA